UUUUUAAACGCGCAGUAGAAUUUGAAUUGGUUUGGUGCUUCCUAUCGGCCAGCAAGAACCAGGAAAGUACCAGCGGCGAAUUUAUUGAGGCUAUCUGUUUGGCGACCAUAACAGCCGGACAGCCCCGUCAUCACAGCACCAUUUCCCGAUGGGACGCAUCCGCGCUAUUAUACGGAGCACCUUUUCAGGAUCAACACGUUCGUCAAUCGACGUGCGCAGCAGUGAUACGAUAGUUGGCAUGUGGUUCUCACUUUUCAUUUUCACAGCGACUGCCUAAGCACCACGCAGCGAAGCAGCUCCAGCAUCCAAGUACAAUGGCUCCAGCUCCAUUUGAAGUGUCUGAUGUGCUCGCUGCUGUCAACGGGUACACCUCCUCCGCUAGUGCGCGCCGUCGCAUUCUCGUGACAGGUGCAGCAGGAUUCAUCGGAUUCCACACCGCCAAGACCCUGCUGGCGCGCGGAGACAACGUCGUUAUUGUGGACGAGGUAAACGACUACUACGACGUCAAGCUCAAGCAGAGCAACCUCGACUGGCUCUCGACCAAUUACGGCGACCGUGUCAGCGUGUAUAUCGGCGACCUAUGCGACGAGCAGCUGGUGCGUCGUGUACUCAAGGAGACGAAGCCCGAUGCUAUGGUGCACUUGGCGGCUCGCGCCGGUGUUCGUCCGAGCAUCGACAAUCCGCUUAUGUACAUCCAGGCCAAUGUGGUUGCCACGAUGGUUCUGCUGGACGCUUGCCGCGAGUUCGGUAUCAAGAAAUUCGUGUAUGCGAGCAGCAGUUCGGUGUACGGCGGCAGCAUGAAGGAGAGUUUCAGUGAGGAGGACAUCGUGGACUUCCCGGUGAGUCCGUACGCCGCGACCAAGAAGAGCUGUGAGCUACUGGCGCACACGUACCACCACCUGUACGGCAUGGACACCAUCGGCCUGCGCUUCUUCACGGUGUACGGACCUCGUGGUCGUCCGGAUAUGGCUCCGUUCAAGUUCAUGGACCGUAUCGCGCGUGAUGUGGCCAUCGACCAGUACGGCGACGGCUCUUCGUCGCGCGACUACACUUUCAUCGACGACAUCGUCCAGGGCGUGCUGCUAAGUCUGGAUCGCGGUCAUGGCUGUGAGGUGUUUAACCUGGGUCGUGGUACGCCGGUGCUGCUCACCGAUUUCAUUGCCAUUAUUGAGGGACUAGUGGGCAAGAAGGCGAAGAUCAACAUUCUACCAGACCAGCCUGGUGAUGUGCCUCGUACAAGUGCUGACAUCUCGAAGGCGGAGCGUUUGCUGGGGUACAAGCCUACGACUCCGUUGGAGCAGGGUCUGGCGAAGACGUGGGAAUGGUAUUCGGAGUUCUACAACACUCAGCCGACUAAAUCUUCGUAA
Phytophthora nicotianae INRA-310 is the source of this 1367-nucleotide messenger RNA. RefSeq lists its product as hypothetical. NCBI's taxonomy places the organism in Eukaryota, Oomycota, Peronosporomycetes, Peronosporales, Peronosporaceae. Bases 315 to 1367 code for a protein of 350 amino acids. The record is from RefSeq and is a predicted model, not a curated record. The transcript has a single exon.